AUGUCAUCCGUAAAAACAAAAAGCGAUACAGAAUCGGUAUCAGAUUCAGAUAACAAGAAACCAAAACAUCGACACAACCCCUCGCCUGCAGAAAUACAACGAAAACAAUUGGAAAGGUUGCUUCAGCGUGGUGACAAACCAAUAGUAAUUCCGGAAAUUCAGGAUAAACCGAAGCUAAAAGCCCCAAAAGACAUUGUACGCAAUGUGCAAGGAUCGAGUGCUGGCGCCGGAAGUGGUGAAUUCCACGUUUACCGAGCACAUCGGCGACGAGAAUAUACGAGACUAAAAAUAAUGGAAGAAGACUCGAAAAAGGAGGACGAAAGACGAGGGUUUGAGACCAGAAUGUUGGAACUAAAAAAACUCGAGGAGGAAAAGACAGCAAAGAAACGAGCAAAAAGACAAAAACGUAAACAAAAGAAGCACGACCGUGAGAAGAAACAAAAAACCGAAAGCGAUGCAGAUGCAUCUGAUAAAGAUGAGCACGAUACAUCAUAA
This is a messenger RNA of Paraglomus occultum, 495 nucleotides long. The record is from the annotation of a GenBank genome assembly. NCBI's taxonomy places the organism in Eukaryota, Fungi, Glomeromycota, Glomeromycetes, Paraglomerales, Paraglomeraceae.